UACCAACCAAAACCCUAUCCCUUCCCUUUUUUACAAUGCUAUUAUACUCGUCUUUACUUCUUCGAUCAUUCAAUGUUUUAAGUUCUUAACCUUCAUUGCAGCCCAAUUUCUGCUUCUUUUUCUCUUUCUAUUCGUUUGGCCUCCUUCUUUUUACUGUUAUUUCUUUCUCGUAUGGUUGGAUAUUAGAGAAACAUGAACGAAACGUAAAAUUGCUUGUUCGAACACAUGAUUAUAUCUCAAGUAGUAUAAUAAUGUAAUUUAGGUUAUACUGAAAGAAAAUCCUGUAAUUUAGAAACGAAUUUUAUACAAAUGCACUUUAAUUGUGUCUGUUUAUCUCGUAGUAUGAGCCUCUCUUGUUGCUAGUAAAAGGAGAAAAUUCAGAUCCAUUUAGAGCCCAAACAAAACUUGGGAGGUAUUAUACAAUACUUUCGAUGAGUACUGCCGGAUGGUCAGAUGAGGAAUGCUCUGUCAUCGGAGAAAAGGCAGAAAUUGGGUUUCUAGAUUUUGAGGAAGAGAAGUCUGUUUGCAGUUACAUUGAUAAUGAAGGGGCACCGAUUAUUGUAUCUGUCCCAUUUGCAUUUGUGGAUGGCAAGCCUCAAUCUGUAUCUGUAGGAGAUACUGCUGUGGAUUUAAUAACCAUUAGGAAUACUACUGAUGAACCCGUGGACCUGUGGAGUGUUCAUAUUUUUGCCUCUAAUCCUCAGGACACCUUCACUCUUUCUCUCACAGAACCUCCGUCAGCAAAUUCAAAUGCAGACGAAGAUCAGAGCUGUUUAGAAUCUUUCACUUUGGAGGACAGGGUGCUUCAGCCUGGUGAGAACUUAAAAAUAUGGUUGUCUUGCAAGACAAAAGAAAUGGGGAUGUAUUCGUCAGUUGUGUAUUUUGAUGUUGGAGAUGAAAAAAUCGAAAGGGUGGUUUUCCUCUUAGUUGAAGACAAAAUCUCCAAGUCUUUGGCUUCUAACAGGCCUUAUUCAAGAAGAAAGAAAAAAGACAAAUUUGUUGUAGAUACUUUUGUUGCAGGUUCACGUCCUGCAGGGAAGCCAACUCGAAGAUACAUUAAUAGGCUUCCAAAAUACGACAUUCCCAGGGACAUUAGACAGUUGCUUGAGAGCAAUCGGGUCCCUCAAGUUGUAGAAGAAGGUCUUACAAAAAGGACUUAUGCUUCUUUUUUCAAAACAUUAAUAAUCAUGGAAGAGAUACAAUUGGAGGAAGACAUGAGGACUUAUGACAUGGAAUGCAUAUCUAUGAGAAAGAGGGCCAAUCAAUUCGUGACUUUGGAGGUUCCCGGGCUAGCUGAGAGAAGACCCUCGCUGGUUCAUGGGGAUUUUAUCUUUGUCAAGCUCACAUCUGAACGUGAUAAUAACACCACACCCGUUUACCAGGGAUAUAUCCACCGAGUUGAAGCUGAUGAGAUCUAUUUGAAGUUUGAUCCUGGAUUUCACUUUUACCACAGGGAUGAAAAUCGCUAUGAUGUUCACUUCACAUAUAACAGGAUCAAUAUGAGAAGGUUAUAUCAAGCAGCUGAGGCUGCAGAAAAGUUGGUAACUGAUUUUCUUUUUCCAUCUACAUCCAGAAAGAGACACAUUAAAACCACUUCUCUGCUUCCCAUAUCUGGUACUUUUAACGAGGAGCAAAUUAGUUCAAUCAAAAUGAUUCUUGGUUGCAAAGGUGCACCACCCUAUAUGAUUCAUGGGCCCCCAGGUACGGGAAAGACAAGGACAAUGGUAGAAGCAAUUCUCCAGCUCUACAAAUAUCACAAGAAUGCUCGUAUUCUUGUCUGUGCACCCUCAAAUAGUGCAGCAGACUACAUACUAGAGAAACUACUUGCUCAACAGGAUGUUGAAUUUCGAGAGAAUGAAAUAUUCAGGCUCAAUGCAUCUGCCAGGCCAUACGAGGAUGUCAAACCUGAAUUUGUCCGCUUCUGCUUCUUUGAUGAAAUGGUAUUUAAGUGUCCCCCAGUCAAUGCCCUCAUUCAUUAUAGGAUCAUAAUAUCCACAUAUAUGAGUGCCUCUCUUCUUUAUGCUGAAGAUGUUUCCCAUGGUCACUUCUCUCACAUUUUUUUGGAUGAGGCUGGCCAAGCUUCUGAACCUGAAACCAUGAUCCCUGUAUCCCACCUCUGCACAAGCGAUACUGUUGUUGUUCUGGCUGGAGACCAAUUGCAGUUGGGUCCAGUAAUAUAUUCCAAGAAAGCAGAUGAGUAUGGGUUGGGGGUUUCAUACAUGGAACGGUUGUGUGAAUGCGAAUUAUAUGCCAGUGGAGAUACAAAUUAUGUAACACGACUGAUUAGGAACUAUCGAUGUCACCCAGUGAUUUUACAUCUCCCUUCAAAGCUGUUCUAUUGUGGGGAACUGAUUGCCUGUAGAGACUCCAAAUCUUUCAUGGUGAUUGGGGAUUUGCUACCUAAUAAGGAUUUCCCUAUUAUUUUCUAUGGCAUCCAAGGAUGUGAUGAAAGAGAAGGGAAUAACCCAUCAUGGUUCAAUCGAAUUGAAGCAAGUAAGGUUAUAGAAGUUGUCAGGAGACUGAUAGCCGGUGGGAAUAUAAAGGAGGAAAACAUUGGCAUAAUAACUCCAUAUAGGCAACAAGUGCUGAAAAUAAAACAGACACUUGAAAAUCUAGAUAUGCCUGAAAUCAAAGUGGGCAGUGUCGAACAAUUUCAAGGACAAGAGAAGGAGGUUAUUAUCAUAUCUACAGUUCGAUCAACUAUCAAACACAAUGAGUUUGACAGAGUCCACUGUCUUGGCUUUUUGAGCAAUUAUAGAAGGUUUAAUGUGGCUAUAACCCGUGCUAUAUCAUUGCUGGUUAUAAUUGGGAACCCGCAUAUUAUCUGCAAGGACGACCAUUGGAGCCAAAUGUUGUGGCACUGUGUGGACAAUUCAUCUUAUCAGGGUUGUUCUCUUCCUGAAAGGGUGGAACUUUAUGAAGAUGAGGACACUGGAGAGAACACUUGCUUUACUGAAGAUAAUGCAUCGCCCUCAAACAAUGUAGAAUGGGGUCAAGAUUCAUCAAAUAAUGGAGAAUGGGGUCAAGAUUCAUCCUUCACUAAACCUGUUACAGAUGAAGCUGAAUGGUCUGAUGGCUGGAGAAGUAAUUAAUCCAGCACCUCGGACUUGGACUUGAUACAUUGAUGUUUAUAUUCUUUUUUGUGUUUAUUUAUAUUCUUUCCAUGCAGUUAGAUACUAGAUUUUGAGGGGCACCCUGAUUUUGUGCAUGGUAAGCUUUUAGGUGAUGCUUCGGGAACUUUGCAUUCUCGAUUAGUUGUUCUGCGUUUUGUUCUGGCUUUUAGCCGCCGCCUAUAACCAAAAAAGGUUUCUGUGGACUUUUGUUUGGAACGAGGCCUAGUUGAGGAUAAAA
This is a messenger RNA of Glycine soja, 3351 nucleotides long. RefSeq names its product probable RNA helicase SDE3. The coding region runs from base 432 to 3092 and encodes 886 amino acids. The transcript is spliced from 5 exons. NCBI's taxonomy places the organism in Eukaryota, Viridiplantae, Streptophyta, Magnoliopsida, Fabales, Fabaceae. Gene Ontology annotation, molecular function: RNA binding; 5'-3' RNA helicase activity. The record is from RefSeq and is a predicted model, not a curated record.